GAGAGCCGCCCUCAACAGAUGUCGCGGACGCAGAACUUCAAGGAUGGAUUCAUGAGAAGUUUGCAGUCGUGCGCAUCGUUGGUUUCGGCAAAAAACUUGGACAAAGAAGUGAUCGCCAAAAUGCCAGAAGCUGCAGAAGACUUAUGGGUUCGUACGCGGAGAGAUGCAGAAAGCAUGCUCAGGAAUCCUUCCAUGACGGCUAGCGAGUUCAAGAAGUAUGCUCAAGAGCUCCAGGGAGUUAUCAAAGAUGUCGCCUCCCUCUUCAAGCACGAGAUUCGGCUUACAGAAUCGGAUUCGGCCAAAGUGGUCAGGCAAGUGGCGGAGAAGGUGGCUGAAUUGGUGUUGAAAGAUCUGGAAAAGCUGAUGCCCAUCUGUCCGCAUCACCUUUUCAACAAAAGAUGCGAAGCUCACAAGGGAAAAGGAGAGUGUCCGCUGGAGCACCCGGAUGUCAGCAAGACGCAUGAUUCAUGGCAACUCUUGGGCAUCAGUGGUGGAAAAGCAACAAUAUUCCAUGGCAUUGGCUUGAACAGCUGGCUGGGCAUUGUGAAUAUUUGUCAAAACAGUGUCAGGACGGGGCAGCCUUGCAAGGGCAGGUGUCGGUGGAUGCACCCCGAGAAGUAUGAGCUGCAGAAGAUACAGGAGAAGCUGCGGAAUAAAUGUGGUACUUACUACUUCGACUGGGCAAAAGUUGCCCACUUGGAAGUAGUCGCAGAGGUGCUGCUGCAGUCGCUGCAAGGCGAAGGAGCAGAUCUCAAAAUCCCGAACGGGUUUGGCUGCUGCUUCUUCAAGGAUGGCGACAAGAUGUUGAAUGUUCGCUUGGCGACCAUUCUUGCAUCUGCGUUCUUGAAUAAGCGUUGCUGUGACCUGGGCCUGGAGGCAUCUACGGAAGUGCUGCUGCGCAUGUGCCGCAGCCUUUACCGCUAUCCCGACCCGCAGGCCGCGGAUUUGGCAAAGGCUACUUUGGCAGAAGUGC
Messenger RNA from Symbiodinium necroappetens, 973 nucleotides. Lineage: Eukaryota; Dinophyceae; Suessiales; Symbiodiniaceae. The record is from the annotation of a GenBank genome assembly.